Messenger RNA from Solanum lycopersicum (tomato), 1296 nucleotides. RefSeq names its product 2-hydroxyisoflavanone dehydratase-like. The record is from RefSeq and is a predicted model, not a curated record. Gene Ontology annotation, molecular function: hydrolase activity. Lineage: Eukaryota; Viridiplantae; Streptophyta; Magnoliopsida; Solanales; Solanaceae.
AUCAAAAUUGAAAUAGAGUAAACAUUUUGACCCCAAACUAGGAAAAAGAAAGGAUUUGGGCGAAUAAUUCAAUGCAUAUAAUUAAAAGAGGCACAUUUUAAAACAAAGCAAAUUCUUGGUUAUAAAAGUAAAUGUCACAGCACUGUGUAUUAGUAUACCAACCUUCUUUGCAACUUAGCUUUUAGCAAUGGCGGAAAUAGAACAUGAUUUUUUCCCAUUGAUGAGAGUUCACAAAGAUGGUCGAAUAGAGAGGCUGGCGGGCGAAGUUUUUGUCCCACCUGAAUCUGAUCCUGAAACCGGAGUACAAAUCAAAGACGUUCAAAUUGAUCCACAAAUUAACCUAUCAGCAAGACUUUACCUGCCCAAAAAUGUAGACCCGGUUCAGAAAAUUCCCCUUUUCGUCUACUUUCACGGCGGUGGCUUUGUUAUCGAAUCUGCUUUUUCACCUACCUAUCACAAAUAUCUAAGCCUGGUAGCAGCUAAAACAAAAGUCGCCAUCAUCUCAGUUAACUAUAGGUUAGCUCCUGAGUACCCGUUACCCAUAGCUUAUGAAGAUUCAUGGCUAGCUCUCAAAUGGGUCACUUCACAUGCCAAUGGUGAUGGUCGUGAACCAUGGUUAAAAGACAAUGCCGAUUUCAAUCGUGUCUAUUUGGGCGGAGAUAGCGCGGGUGGUAACAUCGCACACCAUAUAGCCAUUCGGGUCGGGUUGGAAAAGUUGGAUAGAGUGAAAAUUGAUGGGAUUUUCCUUGCCUGUCCAUCUUUCUGGGGGAAGGAUCCGAUUGACGGUGAGGGGGAAAUCGUGGGUGCCAAGGAUUUCGUUGAGAAGCUAUGGUUGUUUGCGAAUCCGAAUAGCUCGGGAUUAGAUGACCCGUUGAUUAACCCGGAAAAGGAUCCGAAUCUGUCUAGAUUAGGAUGUGAUAAAGUAGUUGUAUAUGUGGCCGGAAAAGAUCUCUUGAGAUUCAGGGGAUUAUACUAUAAGGAGGUGUUGGAGAAGAGUGGGUGGCCGGGGACGGUGGAGGUUGUGGAAGUUAAAGAUGAAGAACAUGUAUUUCACCUGACUGCUACAGAAACUGAAAAUGCCAUGGCCAUGAUGAAAAAAUUGGUCUCUUUCCUUAAUCAGUCAUAGGACUUCUAAUCAUGGAUUUGGGGUACUAAUUUUAUGAAUAAAAAAUGGAUGUAAUUGUUAAAGAUUUUCUCAUGCUAAAUCUUUUUCUUAGUAUAUUUCUCGAAUGCAGCCUAUUAAUUUUAUCGACUUUAAUAAGAUUUUAUUAUAAAGUGAUAAAUAUUUCUUUAUUU